CUCACGAAAGAACCACCGAUUAAAAAGGGCUACCCAAUUUCAUUCACAGAGCCCUCGUUAUCGGAGCACUGUCUCUCUCUCUCUCUCUCUAAAUUUUCUCCUCUCAAAUCUCUGUCGAUAGAUCGAGCUCUCUCAACUAUUCACUGAAUCUACCAACAUGGCCAACGCCGCUUCUGGGAUGGCUGUGCAUGAUGACUGCAAAUUAAGGUUUAUGGAGCUGAAAACAAAAAGAACUUAUCGCUUCAUAGUUUUCAAGAUAGAGGAAAAGCAGAAGCAAGUUAUUGUGGAAAAGGUUGGUGAACCAGCCCAAAGCUACGAGGACUUCACUGCUAGUCUUCCUGCUGCCGAAUGUCGCUAUGCUGUCUACGACUUCGACUUCAUGACAGCAGAGAAUGUCCCGAAAAGCAGGAUUUUCUUUAUUGCUUGGUCACCUGAUACAUCGAGGGUCAGAAGCAAAAUGAUUUAUGCUAGUUCCAAGGACAGGUUCAAGAGAGAGCUUGAUGGCAUUCAGGUGGAGUUGCAAGCUACCGAUCCAACUGAGAUGGGUCUUGAUGUUUUCAAAAGCCGUGCCAACUGAAUAUGAAUCGGAGAACUCCUCCAAUGCAGUCUUCUUUACUUGGGUGAAAUGUCUAUAGUUUAUGCCUAUGGAUGGUGAACUUGGCUUGACAAUGGUAUUGGUUUUAUCCAAGUGCUACCAUACAGUAUCCUCUUUAUUUGAACAACAUUUGUGGUUAUUGUUGAUUUGUUAUUGUAGAACUUAUUAUUGUCUCACUUGUAGAGGUUGUCUACAAGCUAGUAUGUAACAGUUUGUGGGGGGGUUUAGGUAUCACACCUUUAGUCUGUUUUCAAGAUUUAAAAGGAUAAUUGACCCCUGUUGCUUUUCUUUUGGAGUGGUAAAAUGGCAUGCUUUUUGGCCUUUUCUGGCUGCUGUUUGUUUUAUGAGAAAUCAGUAAACAUGUUGGGAAAACAGCUAUUUGUUCCUGUACUUCUUCCUAGUUUACUUUUAUUAUUUUUUGAACACUCAA
Messenger RNA from Camellia sinensis, 1025 nucleotides. Its product is annotated as actin-depolymerizing factor 2. Lineage: Eukaryota; Viridiplantae; Streptophyta; Magnoliopsida; Ericales; Theaceae. The record is from RefSeq and is a predicted model, not a curated record. Gene Ontology annotation, biological process: actin filament depolymerization. Gene Ontology annotation, cellular component: actin cytoskeleton. Gene Ontology annotation, molecular function: actin binding.